AUGGACCAUUCCUCCAACCACCAUUUCACUUCAUCAAUGAUAACCCUACGCUUGAACUUACACUUUAAACCCCUGGCAACCUUUUGUAUCUUAGGGUCAUCCAUGACAUUUUCAACAGCAAAGGGGUUAUUUAUCUUGAUUUCACCAAAACUAAAUCCUACCUCUAUCUAUUACAUAUCGAUAAAAUUGAGACAAGGCUCCAUAUCACGAGGAUCCAUUAUUACAAGCUCAUUGCUAGAAUUAACAUUACUAAGUUCUACAUCGCUAAGGUCUUCAAAGGGGACACCUAAAUAUGUGUUUCUUUUGUUCUCCAUAUGCAACCACAAAUGA
Messenger RNA from Vicia faba (fava bean), 330 nucleotides. NCBI's taxonomy places the organism in Eukaryota, Viridiplantae, Streptophyta, Magnoliopsida, Fabales, Fabaceae. The record is from the annotation of a GenBank genome assembly.